This is a messenger RNA of Drosophila guanche, 827 nucleotides long. Its product is annotated as trypsin beta-like. Gene Ontology annotation, biological process: proteolysis. Gene Ontology annotation, molecular function: serine-type endopeptidase activity. The record is from RefSeq and is a predicted model, not a curated record. The transcript has a single exon. Lineage: Eukaryota; Metazoa; Arthropoda; Insecta; Diptera; Drosophilidae. Bases 24 to 794 code for a protein of 256 amino acids.
AGAAAGCGUAUUAAUUUCGCAAUAUGUUGAAGUUCGUGAUCUUGUUGUCGGCUGUUGCCUGCGCCCUGGGAGGCACCAUCCCAGAGGGUCUCCUGCCCCAGCUGGAUGGCCGCAUUGUUGGAGGCACCGCCACCACCAUCGGCAGCUUCCCCUGGCAGAUCUCCCUGCAGCGCAGUGGUUCCCACUCCUGCGGAGGCUCGAUCUACUCCUCCAACAUCAUUGUGACCGCCGCUCACUGUCUGCAGUCCGUGUCUGCCUCCUCCCUGCAGGUCCGUGCCGGUUCCACCUACUGGAGCUCCGGCGGCACCGUCGCCAGGGUUGCCUCUUUCAGGAACCACGAGGGAUACAAUGCUAACACCAUGGUCAACGACAUCGCCGUCAUCAGGUUGAGCUCUUCCCUGGGCUUCAGCUCCAACGUCAAGGCUAUCGGUCUGGCCGGCUCUGCUCCCGCUAACGGCGCUGCUGCUUCCGUCUCCGGCUGGGGCACCCAGUCCUCCGGCUCCAGCUCCAUCCCCUCCCAGCUGCAGUACGUGAACGUCUACAUUGUCGGCCGCACCCAGUGCGCUUCCUCCAGCUACAGCUAUGGUUCCCAGAUCAAGGCCUCCAUGAUCUGCGCUGCUGCCAGCGGCAAGGAUGCCUGCCAGGGAGAUUCCGGUGGCCCAUUGGUCUCCGGUGGUGUCCUCGUUGGUGUUGUGUCCUGGGGCUAUGGCUGCGCCCAGUCCAACUACCCCGGAGUCUACGCCGAUGUUGCUGCUCUCCGCUCCUGGGUGAUCAACAACGCCAACUCGAUCUAAAGACUUUGCGAAAUUAAACAAUAUUAGAGCACA